AUGAAUCCUUUCAACUCAGCUGCCACUCUGGGUACUAAUGGGUUUGAAGUCUCUCUAAACUACUUCACUGGUAUUCCAGAUAUCAAUACGUUGUCGGAUCCAAAUUUGAAAAAGAAUUUUCGGUCACUAUUAAAGAAGGACGACACCACCAAAGAAAAGGCAUUAAGAGAGAUCCUGAACUCCUCUGAUGUUAGGAUAUUUGAGGACUAUACGGCUGCAGUUGCCUGGGUCCAAAUUUAUCCGAAACUAUCUAUUGAUUUGUCCAGAAAUGUGAGGUUGUUGGCUCAUCAACUGCAAACAAAGAUAGUGCAUACCUUAGGUAAGAAAUAUUCUAGAUUCCUCCCCGAUACCAUUGGUGCUUGGAUUAUAGGCACAUAUGACACAGAAAGAGUUGUCUCAUCGCAAGUUAGAACAGAGUUUCUGUCAUGCUUUAACGAAGAGAAAUUUGAAUCCCUGUUCACGAUUUUUCAAGUUCCACUGCUAAAUUUUGUCAAUCAGUUACUGAACUCUGAGACUCAGAAUUCUCUUUCUAAUGAGCAACAAGUAUCCAAGGACGAGGCAUUAUUAAAGUUUAACAGAGCUGUCACUUCAUCCACGCAAAUGUUUCAGCGGGCUCUGCAACUUCCCAAUCAUUCUGAAGAAUCGGUCGAGUUAAUUGACAAGAUUACUGAUUCGCAUUCGCCUCUGUGGGACAAUUUUUCCAGCAAGGAUUUGAAUAUUAGAAGACAUACGUUGCAGACUGUCCCAUUAUUGUUGUCAUACUCUGAAAACCUACUCAAACCAUUGACUAAAGCGGUGUUUAAGUCUUGUAGAAAGAUAAACAAGAAGCAAGCUUUGCUCAACUCCACGAUUGUAUUACCAACUUUGAAUGCUCUUCAUCGUUUGGUUGUUCAGUCGAAUAACUUUUGGACGCUUAGUAAGAACUCCCAGGAUUACUUCAUUGACUUUGUAUCACUUGGCUCAUGCAACUGUGAUCCAAUUUAUUACCGUUUGUUGUCUGAAAUUAUUACAUCAUCUGAUGAUUCGUUUAUUAGCCUAGAGAACGAUGCGUUUUUCACAACUAUAACUGAUAUUAUCUACCGAAGCAUUUCGAAGGAAAGGCAGAGCAACUCAAUCGUUGUGGGAUGGAUCAUAUUCUUGGACAUCAUUCUUAAGUUUAAAGUCCCGGAGGAACUCAUCAUCAAAAAGGUCACCCCAUUUAUUGUUAGCUUGCUAAACAAAUCAAAACUUGAUUCUGCAAUAGUUAAAAAGACUUCACACUUUUUUGUCGCACUGCCCUCAGAUGAGCUCCUAUUGACCAUUAAUGAUUUGGUGUUAGAUUCGUUGGUGGGAAAGAAGAUAAUUUUUGGUGAAGAGCCACUUAAUGCCGAGCUUUUUUUGAACAACUACUUCAACGUCCUUGCAUCAGAACCUGAUUCUCUGUCUGAGUGUUUAAGAAUGCUCUGCUCCAACGCUUUAAACUCUCUUGAGGACGAAGAACUUGAUCUAGAAGAGAAACCCACGAACUCAUUGGUUCUAGUCGAAGGCAUAAUUUCUCAUAAUUUCACUGAGUAUUCGAACGAAGUUGAAGGUUUCCUUUUCGGUUUAUUAGCGUUUUUAGACGUUAGCUUUGUUAAAGAGCCCUUAAAAACAUUGACACUAUACAGCGAGAGUCAGCUUUUUGAUGACAGAGUACUUCACGAAGUUAUCAAUGACUUCUUUGUGAAGCUAGAGGAUGUAAAUGAUAACUUACUUAUUUCUUACUUUCUGAAAAAAAUACCACAAAUUAAACACUUUGAUAUUGCAAAAUGCCCUAAUUUGGUUUCAUUCACUUUGAAGAAAUCUGGACAAUCGUUCACCGAAAAUGAUUCUGCAGUCAUUUUCAAACUUUUGACCAAAGAUGUUUUAAAGAAUUUGUAUAAUCAGGCAUUAGAUUCUAGCAAACAUUGGGAAGGCUUCAUAGCCAAUUGUUGUUCCCAGUACCAAAACGAUCUAUUUCUGAAAUUUGUUCUGGAGGAGCCUCAGUUUUUGGUCAAUUUGUGGAAACGAUUCUCAUCUUCAAAAGAUUUGCUGAACCUCAUUGAAAUCAAUAACAAUACUGAUCCCAACUUCAUCGUUGAAUUUAAGCAAUCCUUACUUUCUUUCCUCUUGCAGGCUUCUUUUGAAGAUUCCAAGAAUGUUCCUGAAAUAUUAGCUCACAUUUUAAAAGCGGAAAACGGUCCUGAAAUGCUUGCCCUUCCAGAUAAGAGACUGAUAACCAACUUGGCUAAUGGUGUCAAAUUUGGCUCGUACCAGACGAUUUUAUCGAAUCCAUUACAGCAUAAUGUGGCACUGUUCAAGAUAGAUGAUGUUCACAAUGGUGAGAGUUUGAGGAGCAUAUAUUCCAUUAGUGCAGUUAUUUCUUACAUUCUUUUCCUCUUAAAGAACAAGCUCGUUGCAGAGAAAGUGCACAUUAAAGUUCUAGCUGUACUAACCGAGGCUGUAGUUGAUCACACAUUUUUGUCUCCAGAUCCUGAAGCUUAUUUAGUUGACUUACACAGCAACAGCGUUAACUAUAUACUAGGGUUAACUAAAGAUUUGACUACAGAGGAUGUAUUAAACGUGAUAUCAGAUGCUAAUACAGAAUCUGUCUUGAGUAGCUUGCUGAAGGAAGCGGAGAAAAAUAUAUUUGUUGCCAGAAUUGCUACUAGAAUUCUGAGCAACAAACUGCAAUACUCCAAGCCUGCAAUGUUUACUCUCAGUUUUUUGAAUGAUCUCUAUAAGAGAGGACUGCCGAUUCUGUCAAUUGUUUUAAUAUCUCUUCCACAGGAAGUUUUAUUUUCAACGGAGUUGGAUAGAUUCAGAAAUCAAAUUGCAUCCUAUUUGGUGGGGAUUCAAAAUUCGAAAGAAAUUUUGAGUAGUGGCUUACCACAUUUAACUCUUUUGAACAAUUUCACUCUUCUUGAGGAAGAAACUAUUUCAAACACUGUUGAAAUAAUCGAAGCUAACCGAUCAAUGAUGGUUCUUCAGUCUUUUUCAAAACUGUUGGAGUGUGAUAUAGCAUAUGAUCAGGGAUUUAUUCCUAUGCGAAUUCAGAUGCUGAUUUACUUGCACAAUUGUAUUUCAAAAAAGUUAAUCAAUUCAGAUGGUUUGGCGCCUACGUAUGAAGUUUUGUCGAACUUGGUGAGAGACUCACUGGGUGUGGUUUCGAUGGAGUUGGAAUCAGCUACUGCCACAGAACUGACCAAAGGCAUGAGCAUAGCACUGGCCUACUUCACUUUCAGAUCCUUAAUUCUACUACAGAAGUCCUCACAAGUUAACAGUGACAUUUGGAUGUCAGAAAAAGAAACCAUUAUUACUGAAUUCUUGGCUGUUGUUAAAGUGUUUGAUUUUAAAGUUGAGAACUUGUGCACUGAAUUGGUACUAAAUUUUACUGAGCAAGUGUUAAUUGAUAUAGUUCCAGACUCCUCAUUGAACGAAGAAAUUGACUUUUUUUAUGAACAGUUGGAAACAUCGUUCUCACUUUUAAUGCUAAAAGUGACUACUCAAGUCCUUUACAAAGUUCUCUUAAACAAUCAUCAGAAUUUUGUAAUUGAAAUGGAGCUUCAGAAAAUGUCUGUCAAAGCUGAUGAAGAUACCCAGAAAUUAAAACCAGAACUUCCUCCAUUGCUUAUCCAGUUGAUAACUACUCCCUUUGAAGAGUAUAUUGAGUUUGAAUCUCCGGAAGUUGUUGCCAGAUACUUAUUUGGGUGGUAUUUGGUCUUAUUGCAUUUUAGAAACGUUACCUAUGACAUCAGGAAGAGCUAUCUUGGUCAAAUUGAAGACUUUCUUUCUGGAUUUCUUUCGUUUGUGUUUUGGCAGAUUGAUUUUGAGCAUGAUAAAAGCUUCUACCAACACCUUAAAUCUAACACUCAAGUGAACAGACCAAUGAUAUUUGAGAAGCUUUCUUCCGAUUUACCAAUGGAUGUGCAAUUCAAAACAUUCACUGUUUACCUUUACUAUACUGCUCUGGAAUUACUAGGUUCUUCAUGUAAGCAUUGGUUCAUGGAUAUAAAGAAUCGUCAACUCAAAUCAACAAUUGAAGAAGUAACCAAAACCCUAAUCUCACCUAUAUUGAUUAACAGUGAGCUCGAUGCAGUUGAUAGAAGGCUGAAAAGUUCAGAGAUCCUCACCAAGGACGAAAAUCUCAAAGUCAAGACCAAUAGGCAACAACACGAUGUUAAGUCUCAAUAUACUAUUGAUGAACAAACUAUGGAAAUGACUAUUCGACUUCCUGACACCUAUCCUUUAACCAAUGUUAUGGUCGAGGGUCUUCAUCGUAUUGGAGUCAAGGAACAACAAUGGCGUGCUUGGUUAAACUCCUGCCAGAGAGUCAUUUCAUCCUCCAACGGCACAAUAAUAGAAGCUCUUGAGCUAUUCAACAAGAAUGUCAACUAUCAUUUUUCUGGGUUCGAAGAGUGUGCUGUCUGUUACUCCAUUCUUCAUCUAGAUUCAUCUUUGCCAUCUCAAAGUUGCCAUACCUGCAACAACAAAUUCCAUAGUGGGUGUCUCUACAAGUGGUUCAAAAGUUCGGGAACUUCGACAUGUCCAUUGUGUCGUUCUACUUUUAACUUUUCCAGAAGAAAAUUGGAUACUGAAAGGUCCCGUGAACAGUUUUGA
Molecule: messenger RNA, 4617 nt
Organism: Komagataella phaffii GS115
Lineage: Eukaryota; Fungi; Ascomycota; Pichiomycetes; Pichiales; Pichiaceae
Exons: 1
Coding region: 1-4617 (1538 amino acids)
Biological process (GO): ribosome-associated ubiquitin-dependent protein catabolic process; rescue of stalled cytosolic ribosome
Cellular component (GO): cytosol; RQC complex
Molecular function (GO): zinc ion binding; ubiquitin protein ligase activity; ribosomal large subunit binding
Source: RefSeq, a predicted model, not a curated record